Molecule: messenger RNA, 527 nt
Organism: Hyposmocoma kahamanoa
Lineage: Eukaryota; Metazoa; Arthropoda; Insecta; Lepidoptera; Cosmopterigidae
Product: larval cuticle protein 16/17-like
Exons: 3
Coding region: 112-525 (137 amino acids)
Cellular component (GO): chitin-based extracellular matrix
Molecular function (GO): structural constituent of chitin-based larval cuticle
Source: RefSeq, a predicted model, not a curated record
GGUGAACUCCGCACAAGCCACCCGUGCGUUCAUUGUAGGCGACUGUCUUCCGUGAAUAUCCGCACUAAAUUAAGUACUUGAUUUAGAACACUGCGGAUUCUACGCAUACGGAUGGCCCGCAGGCGGACAGUCCGUACGGACCGUAUGCACUGCUGUGUAACCAGCCUUAAGGGUCCAGCAGUGGUAGUGGUAAGCGGAGCUCAUCUUUGCGUGGUCAUAAUCUCGACGACAAUUGUCAAUUUCCCCGGAACUUGCUGCCUGACGAAUCGAAUAAACAAAUUUGUUUACAACAACAAUGGAUUAGGGGCUUAUAGUUUCGAGUUUAAAACUGAAGAUGGAACAUAUAGAAAAGAAGAUGGUGGUAUCGUAACCCGGACAGAAGGCUCUAGCAUGGUAGUAAGAGGCGAAUAUGGGUACGUAGACCCGGAAGGACGCUACUAUACUUUGAAGUACAUAGCCGAUGCCAACGGCUUCCAACCACAACUUGAAGAAGACACUAGAUUCAAUGAUAGACGAAUUGUGUAAUG